UACCGUUUUAAUAUAACGCCGCUGGAGCGCUGCAGUCGGCACUUAGCGCAUGCGCGCUGUGUACCUACAUCUGUUGGGAAGCCACAAACGCCAUUACGGAGCCAGUCGAUUCUGUUUACUGUUGUUUGUGUGUUAUUGAAAUGCCGCCGCUCAUUGAGAAUCCCGCCGACUGCGAAGUGCGUGCCGUUAUUCGUUUUCUCAGUGCUAAAGGCUCGAAAGCGGCUGAAAUUCAUCGCCAAAUCAGUGAAGUUUAUGGUGAAAGCGUUAUGAGUGAAGGAAUGGUACGAAAAUGGGUUAGGGCCUUUAGUAAUGGCCGCACAAACAUUCACGAUGAGGAACGAAGUGGGCGACCUUCAGUCAUUAUCGACGAUUUGAUUGAAAAAGUGGACUGUAGAGUGAAAGAGAACAGACGAUUCACGAUUUCAUCUUUAUCUAAAGAGUUUCCUGCAGUUUCAAGAAGUGUUCUCUAUGAAAUUGUGACCGGACGAUUAAAUUAUCGGAAGUUGUGUUCCCGUUGGGUGCCGAAAAUGUUGACGGAGGAGCACAAAACCAAACGUUUGGCCAGUGCAUUGACUUUUCUUGAGCGCUACAGUGACGAAGGAGAUGAUUUUUUAAGUCGUAUUGUUACAGGCGAUGAAACGUGGGUAGCCUACGUUACACCGGAAUCAAAGCAACAAUCCAUGGAAUGGCGACAUUCAUCAUCUCCAAGGAAAGUCAAGUUCAAGCAAACAAUUUCUGCUCAGAAAAUCAUGUGCACGGUGUUUUGGGACAGAUACGGAGUGUUGCUUGUUGAUUUUUUAACUGGAGAUAGAGGUCAAAACGAAGGUGACUCAGCUCUUGGUCUCUCCAAGUAUUUGAAUCUCUCAGUUAAUGCCAGAAUCAUGCCGAGAGUCAACUUAUGGGUGCAAGGAGGUCUCGUCAAUGGUUCAUUAAGAACUAUACGCUACAUUAUAUAUGCUCCUAAUGCUCGCCCUCCAGCUCUUCCUCUGUUUACUUUAGUGGAAUUCGAUAGCUAUCAGGGACCUUUCAUCUAUGGUAAUCCGUUUCCAAUAAUCCCCAUAACACGCUCUUCGAACGAUGGCAGCAUAUUAUGA
This is a messenger RNA of Centruroides sculpturatus (bark scorpion), 1094 nucleotides long. Its product is annotated as histone-lysine N-methyltransferase SETMAR-like. The record is from RefSeq and is a predicted model, not a curated record. Gene Ontology annotation, molecular function: nucleic acid binding. The transcript is spliced from 2 exons. NCBI's taxonomy places the organism in Eukaryota, Metazoa, Arthropoda, Arachnida, Scorpiones, Buthidae. Bases 141 to 1094 code for a protein of 317 amino acids.